Messenger RNA from Eimeria mitis, 555 nucleotides. RefSeq lists its product as uncharacterized. Lineage: Eukaryota; Apicomplexa; Conoidasida; Eucoccidiorida; Eimeriidae. Bases 1 to 555 code for a protein of 184 amino acids. The transcript is spliced from 2 exons. Gene Ontology annotation, biological process: protein depalmitoylation. The record is from RefSeq and is a predicted model, not a curated record. Gene Ontology annotation, cellular component: cytoplasm. Gene Ontology annotation, molecular function: carboxylic ester hydrolase activity; palmitoyl-(protein) hydrolase activity.
AUGUCAGCGGUGCUUUCACCUGGUGAUAGUGCUGGUGGAGAGGGACUCCACUGGGCUCCUAGCAAUGCAACCGGCACGCUAAUUUUCAUGCAUGGCUUGGGCGACACUGCCGGGGGCUGGACAGAGCUGCUGCAGCUGUUUGAAGCUGCACAGAUACACCAGAACACGCGGCUGAUCCUUCCCACAGCCUCGACGCGGCCGGUGACUCUCAACAUGGGGGUUCGUAUGACGGCGUGGAGCGAUAUUCGUGGUCUAUCUGCAGAUGCUAAGGAGGACAAAGAGGGCCUGAUGGCUAGCAAAGCUCGGAUUGACAAGAUAAUUGAGUCAGAGAUCAAAGCAGGCAUUGAUCCUUCGCGCAUUCUCGUUGGAGGGUUCAGUCAAGGCGGAGCUCUGGCAUAUUUAGUUGGGCUGACAUCUGAGCACAAGUUGGGGGGCAUCAUAGCGCUCUCUUCGUGGUGUCCUCUGGGCAAGGAGAUUGAAGUCUCAGGACAUCACUUUCAAGUUGUACCCGGGCCUGGGCCAUUCGGCCAACCAGCAAGAGCUCAACGACCUUAA